CACAGCUGCCCCUGCGGAUGUCCAGUGAUUUGAUGUUGUGCUGAUGUAGCGCUGGUCAGGGGCUGAAGUUGAAGUCUUGCUCUUGAAGGUGUGAGCUCCAAAUGCAUUCGCUCCUGGGCCGGGAAAAGAAAGAAGAAGAAGCCGGGUUUGGGAUCGAGCUGGGUCUGUCUCCGGGCUUUUUGCCCCACGCUGCCACCAUGUUCAGCUGUGUGGGCUGCUUCUGGGUGCUCCUCUCCUCCGCUCUGGUCGCCGUCUGCAGUUUCAGCUUCAUAUCUCCUGCCUGGAUUGUUAAGGACCAGCUGAGGAACAGCCACCACCAGCAGCACCACCCCCACCACCACAACAAGGACUCUGUGAGCUUCGGCUUGCUGUGGCACUGCUCGGAGUCUCUGGACCACAUGUACCGAUGCUACACCUUCGGGGGACUGGGUAAAUUUGCAGAGAUCCCCUCCAGCUCCUGGCAGACCAGUGCAGUGCUGUGUUCUGGCGGCUGUGCUCUGCUGGCUGUCAGCUCCCUGUUGGCCAUCAUCACCAUCUUCCUGCCCAGCGGAGGAUGUGAGAGGAGGAUCUGCACCCUGGCUGGAUACAUGCAGAUGGCUGCAGUGUUCAUCAUGGCCGCCGGACUGCUGGUCUACCCCUUCGGCCUCAACUCCUCACUCGUCAGGUCCUUCUGCGGGGACUCUGACAUCUACUACGCCGGCGAGUGCCAGAUCGGCUGGGGCUACAUGCUGGCUAUUGUCGGAGUCAUGCUCACCGUCUUCUUGCCCUUUUUUGCCAAAUAUGCACCGAAGGAGCAGCUGUCCCCCACCCCUCUGCCCACGCUGUUAUAGUGCAUUGAAAUCUUGUUUUUUUUCCCCCUCCUGAC
Seriola dumerili (greater amberjack) is the source of this 865-nucleotide messenger RNA. RefSeq names its product transmembrane protein 211-like. The record is from RefSeq and is a predicted model, not a curated record. Lineage: Eukaryota; Metazoa; Chordata; Actinopteri; Carangiformes; Carangidae. The coding region runs from base 102 to 830 and encodes 242 amino acids. Gene Ontology annotation, cellular component: membrane. The transcript is spliced from 3 exons.